Messenger RNA from Triticum turgidum subsp. durum (durum wheat), 1218 nucleotides. The record is from the annotation of a GenBank genome assembly. NCBI's taxonomy places the organism in Eukaryota, Viridiplantae, Streptophyta, Magnoliopsida, Poales, Poaceae.
AUGACGCCCAGGCCCAGCCUUCGCCGCCGCCCCAGCUCGCCGGCGUCGGCGCCGCCGCUGAACGACGACGACCUCCUCUCCGAGAUCCUCCUCCGUCUCCCUCCGCAGCCGUCCUCCCUCCCACGCGCCUCCGUCGUUUGCAAGCGCUGGCGCGGCCUCGUCUCCGACCCCGGCUUCCUCAGUCGCUUCCGGAUCCACCACCGCCGCCACCCUCCCCUCCUCGGCUGCUUCGUCAAAAAUUCCGAUGAGCUCUACUUCGAGCCUACCCUGGAGCUCCCCAACCGUGUCCCGCGCGGCCGCUUCUCCCUGCAGAAUCUCCCCAGCGACAGCUUCCUGCUCCUCGGAUGCCGCCAUGGCCUCGUGCUAAUCUUCGAGUGGAGGAAGUUCCAGAUCCUGGUGUGGGACCCCGCCAACGGCGCCCAGCAAAGCAUUGCCUCCCCCCGGGGGUUUCACAUGGUGGAGACCCUGAUCCACCUCCAGGGGGCAGUGCUUCGUGCUGCCGCAGACGACCAGCACUUCCAGGUGUGUUUUGCAGGCUUGGAGAGAGGCUCCCAACGAAAUUAUGCGCGAGUGAUAGCCUGCGCUUACUCGUCCGAGACCGGCAGCUGGGGUAAUCUCGUCUCAACAGCAUUUCCAUCCGUGCCUUAUCUGCAUGUAGAUCCCACCAUCGUUUUCAUGGCCAAGCCCGGUGUGCUGGUUGGGGAUUUCCUUUACUGGGCGCUUACUGGGAAUUUUGUUCGAAUUAUCGAGUUUGAUCUGAAGAGGCAGAGCCUAGCUGUGAUAGGGAUCCCGGUGGAUAUGGAUUCUUGGAGAGAUCACGAGUACUCAGUUAUGCGAGCUGAUGAUGGUGGGCUUGGUUUCCUCUUUCUGUCAGACUUCAGUGCCCAAUUAUGGAAGAGGAAGACCGAUUGUGAUGGUGCUGCUCCAUGGGUGCUGGGAAGAACUAUUGAACUGGGCAAGCUACUUUCCCUAAAUUUACAUAGUGAGAGGGCGCCCCUGAGGAUUCUAGGAUAUGCUGAGGAAAAUAAUGUGGUGUUCUUGUCGACAGUUCACGGUGUCUUCAUGAUCCAGCUUGACCCAUUGCAGUCAAAUAAUGUGGUGUUCUUGUCGACAGUUCUCGGUGUCUCUCCUCUCUAUUAUCCAUUCGAGAGUAUCUAUACUGCAGGUAAUAGCAUUUACAUUGGAUAUAACAAAACCAGGUUAUUUUUCAGUAACUAG